CAUUCAUUAAUUAUGUAAAGAGAACAUCAGGUUGGUCUGUACAAUGCUCAACAUUAAAAAAAAAUGAUUUUCUAUUUUUUAUUAAAUAAAAAUACGAUUAUUAAAUUAAUUUUCAUCCUCAGCAACCUUGGAAACUAUUGUUGACAUUGUAAUCAUUACAGUUUGAGUUAUCGUUUUUAUUCUAUAAUUCUUUUUAACAAGAAUUGAUAAGAAAUAAGAAAGUAAUGAAGCCAUCAAGGUAUAAAAAAUUAAACAACACAUCCCAUUUCAGCUUAUGUCAACACAAGAUUGAUCAACUGACCUAAUUACGUUAAUAAACCUUGAUUUUAUUUGUAUAUAAACCUUUUAUUAAUAAUUAAUGAUCAAUUAUCCUACAAUUUAUUGUCUUUUAUAAUUAAUUUAUUAUUUCAUGAAAAAAUAAUGACAAUUUUUGUAACUAAUUAAUGUAAAAUUAUUUCUAAUUUAAAUUUAAAAUAAUAUUAAGAUUCAUUUUCUGACAAUUGUGAAAGAAGGGAUUAUUCGAGACCUAGAACUGAAGUAAAUCAAACAGAUAAUACGUCUGAAAAUGCUAGAAACUGAUAAUGAUGAUGGUGAAAUGAAAGAGAUAUAAAAAGUUCAGAGCAUUUCAACCUCAUUCGAGAACCUUUUUUCUAUCAAACAACACAUCAAGAUGAUCAGCAAUAUUUUAUUCAUCUAUCUAACAUUUUCUGUUAUUUUUGUUGGACUAAAAGCAUUACCAAUAGCUGAAGAUCGCAUUUGGUCCACAUUUCUAGACAUCAAUGAACUUAGUGUUGAUGGCUUUGAUGAUGUGCGAUUGAAUCUGGUUAAAGGAAACAAUCCUUUCCAAGAUGACGAAAUGAUGUUGGAAAUAGUUAAGCUGAUAAGUGGUGAAAGAUCAUCAGUGACCAUCAAGCGCAGUAAAAUCCUAGCAGACAAAUCCACAGCUGUUUGGUAUGGACAGAAUACUUACACAGGCUUUGGAGACAUCAGCUAUCAAAAAUCAACCAUUGACCAAGUUCCUGAAGGCUUCCCUGAUUUUGCAAUGUUCCAAAAUUAUCAAGAAAAAGUGGCAUUGGUAGCUUUUGGAAAUAAAACUCAUUGGACAUGGGAAGGAUUCAUUGGAGAUUCUGUCAUCCAGCAUGUCUUUGAGAAUCUAUAUGUCCUCCUUGAUGUCACGUUUCCAUCUCCAGCAAGCUUUUCAGAAAAAGUUAAAAAAUAUAAUUAUUCUACUCCAAACCAACUGCCAAUGAAUUUAAAUUCAACAAGAAGGCAGAUUAUACCAGAGAUCUUGGUAGCUUUGGAUUGGAAGUCAGUCGAGAAUAAAACCGCUAGAGAUGUGAUAAAAGAGAUGAUUGUUUAUUACAAUGCUGUUGAUAUGCUGUUCUCUCAGUUCGCAUCACCAAGUAUUCAAUUAAACAUCGCAGGUAUUGUCAUCCCAAAGGAUUCCAAAUCAUCACCAUACUUUGAAAAGACAAGCUGUAAGAUAGAAGAAGAGUACUACUCCAACGAAUGUCUCAGCUAUGUUCCAAUUCUUGAUCAUUUAAUCAGACAUUUCCGGAAGUAUAAUGACAUCUUUCUCACCAAAGAUUAUGACAUGGUCAUGGGAAUGACUGGUCUUCCACUUUGUGAUGCUGAUGGGGUUUGUGAACACUAUGGUACAUCUUUUGCCAGUGGAACCUGUGAAAAUGUAGAUGAUGAUCUUUAUCCUCCGAUCCCAGGAGUUGUUCGUCAUCCUCAUUUCCGAGGGAACUACUUCCUAGCAGCACAGGAAAUAGGACACAUCCUUGGCAGUGAAUAUAUAUAUGAGUGGGCUCCAUUUAGCUAUGGAGGAAUCAUGAGUAGGAUUGAGAGUCAUCAAGAUUUACAUCAGCGAGGAUUGAACUGGUCCACUCAUGCAGUUCAUGGGAUCUCUACUCAUAUCAGGGAAAGAGAGAAUUAUACUAGAUGUAUGUGGAACCUUCCGAGAGUCUUUGAAAAGCCUGAAGGAGCUUCAACAACUACUGAAUUAAUAACUAAAUGUGGAGGUACUCCAACAAGUGCUUCAACCACUGUAGAAACAACAACUGAGGCAGUUACGACUUCAGAAGCUUCUACUGCUGCUCCUGAUGCUACUACAACGGGAAAUAAUUGUGGAGGUACUCCAACAAGUGCUUCAACCACUGUAGAAACAACAACUGAGACAGUCACGACUUUAGAAGCUUCGACUGCUGCUCCUGAUGCUACUACAACGGGAAAUAAUUGUGGAGGUACUUCAACAAGUGCUUCAACCACUGUAGAAACAACAACUGAGGCAGUUACGACUUUAGAAGCUUCUACUGCUGCUCCUGAUACUACUAAAACAGGAAAUAAUUGUGGAGGUACUCCAACAAGUGCUUCAACCACUGUAGAAACAACAACUGAGGCAUUUACGACUUUAGAAGCUUCUACUGCUGCUCCUGAUACUACUAAAACAGGAAAUAAUUGUGGAGGUACUUCAAAAAUUCCUUUCACUUCUACAGAAGCUACAACAAUUGAAGAAACUACUACUGUAGCUGCUACUACCAAUAUCACUGUUACUUCCUCUACACCUGUUGAUCCUGCGACUGAAAUUACUUCUACAGCUAUUCCUGAUGAUGUUACCACAAGCAUAACUUUUACGACUGUUUCUACUGGAGAUAUGACCACUACCAAGCCUACAACUCUGAUAAGAGAUGAUAAUUUGAUAAAAAAAAUAUCUAAAACUAUGAGAAAAAUUCAUUCAACUGAUCCUGUGACAGUGAUAGUAGUUAAAAGAAAUACAGAUGGUACUGAUGAUGUGAUUGUACAGCGACCGAAAACUUUGAAAACUAUUGUCGGUGAUGUGGUUCACAAUAUUUAUAAUUUUAUAGGUGGAUUAAUUAAAAAACAUGUAGAUGACUAG
Molecule: messenger RNA, 2899 nt
Organism: Chelonus insularis
Lineage: Eukaryota; Metazoa; Arthropoda; Insecta; Hymenoptera; Braconidae
Exons: 12
Coding region: 671-2899 (742 amino acids)
Molecular function (GO): metallopeptidase activity
Source: RefSeq, a predicted model, not a curated record